This is a messenger RNA of Volvox carteri f. nagariensis, 931 nucleotides long. RefSeq lists its product as uncharacterized. Lineage: Eukaryota; Viridiplantae; Chlorophyta; Chlorophyceae; Chlamydomonadales; Volvocaceae. The record is from RefSeq and is a predicted model, not a curated record. The coding region runs from base 40 to 747 and encodes 235 amino acids. The transcript is spliced from 8 exons.
CCUGCACCGGAUAGCUCCUUGCAUGAUGAUGUUUUCAAAAUGAGUGUGCGGCUGUCAGUAAUCAUUCCUGUUCUGAAUGAAUCCGCUCUCAUUUCAGCUGCACUGGCUAGCGUGCACUCCGCUACGGUUGCGCCAAUAGACGUCAUCGUCGUCGACGGGGGUAGUACGGAUGACACGGUGAACCUGGCGAAGCAGCACGGUGCCAAGGUUAUCCGUUCAGAGCGCGGCCGCGGCCACCAGCUGAACGUUGGAUGGCGAGCCGCACGCGGCGACUGGUGCCUCUUCCUACAUGGCGAUUGCCUCCUGCCGCCUCGCUACGAUGAGCGGAUCGCUGCAUGCCUCCGUCCAGCUCAGCGUCAGGGCCGCGGCCACGGCCUCCAAACAUGGUGGGCCGCGCUGCUGUCCUCGGGUGUGGAGCUGCGCACGCGCUGGCUGCACCGGCCAUACGGCGACCAGGCGUUGUUCGUACGGCGAGACGUACUCGAGGCUGCUGGUGGCUUCAAGGAGUGGCCACUUCUAGAAGAUCUGGAGCUGGUGCAGCGGCUGUCCCGGGUCCAGCCUCCUGUCAUUGUCGAUGGAGCCAUCACCACCUCGGGCAGGCGCUGGCAGUCCGUGGGCUUUCUGAGGACGUCCCUUAUUAACCAGGUGAUUCUGGCAGGCUACGCGCUGGGAGUUUCCCCCCAGGUGCUGGCGAGCUGGUACUGGGGAGCCAAACAACUUGCAAGCCGCACGCUGCAAAGCACGUGACGUCAGAGCUUAAUUGCAUUUUGUUCCGUUAUGUUUUGUUAGUUUGUAGGUUGCUGUAUUUGUAGUAUCAGAAGUUGGGUAUAGUGUUCGUUUGUAGGUGUCUUUAUAUAUGGUUGGCAUGGGAGAAGGAUUUAUGGAGGUAUCUGCGAAAAUUUGUGAAAUUUUAAUUAUGUUUCGCAUCAGA